Molecule: messenger RNA, 1555 nt
Organism: Malurus melanocephalus (red-backed fairy wren)
Lineage: Eukaryota; Metazoa; Chordata; Aves; Passeriformes; Maluridae
Gene: MRPL4
Product: mitochondrial ribosomal protein L4
Exons: 3
Biological process (GO): translation
Cellular component (GO): ribosome
Molecular function (GO): structural constituent of ribosome
Source: RefSeq, a predicted model, not a curated record
AGCUAUGCCAAGGUGAAGAGCCGUGCCGAGGUUCGRGGUGGGGGACACAAACCCUGGCGCCAGAAGGGCUCGGGAAGGGCUCGCCACAGCUCCAUCCGCUCGCCCCUGUGGCGUGGGGGGGGCAUCGCCCACGGUCCCCGGGGUCCCACCAGCUACUUCUACAUGGUGCCCAUGAGGCUGCGGCUGCUGGCACUCAGGGUGGCACUGAGCGUCAAAAUGAUGCAGGUACGGGGAACUGAUGUCCCCGCAGGGCUGAACGUGCACAGCCUGCUCAAACACCGCACUCUGGUGCUGUCCCUGGGCGCUGUCACCUUCCUGGAGCAGCGGCUGCUGUGGCACGAGCGCCGGUACUCGGCCCUGUACCCGCUGGGGCUGCCCUACAGGGACCUGGCAAAUGGGGUGCUGGCACAGCCCCCCAAUGCCGGGUGACAUCCUGGGGACACCCCAAAUUGGGUGACACCCCUGGGACAGCCCCCCCGCCACGGGGUGACACCCCUGGCACAGCCCCCCAAUGCCGGGUGACAUCCCGGGACACCCCAAAUGGGGUGACACCCCUGGCACAGCCCCCCAAUGCUGGGUGACACCCCGGGACCCGCCAAAUGGGGUGCUGGCACAGCCCCCCAAUGCUGGGUGACAUCCUGGGACCCCCAAAUGGGUGACACCCCUGGCACAGCCCCCCAAUGCCGGGUGACAUCCUGGGGACACCCCAAAUGGGGUGCUGGCACAGCCCCCCAAUGCUGGGUGACAUCCUGGGGACACCCCAAAUGGGGUGCUGGCACAGCCCCCCAAUGCCGGGUGACACCCUGGGGACACCCCAAAUGGGGUGACACCCCUGGCACAGCCCCCCACUGCCGGGUGACAUCCUGGGACCCCCAAAUGGGGUGACACCGUGGGACCCCCAAAUGGGGUGCUGGCACAGCCCCCCAAUGCCGGGUGACAUCCUGGGGACACCCCAAAUGGGAUGAGACCCCCCAAAAUGGGGUGAGACACCCGAGAAUGGGGUGAGACCCCCCCAAAUGGGGUGAGACCCCCCCAAAUGGGAUGAGACCCUCCCCCACUGCGGGGUGACACCUCUGGGACCCCCCAAAUGGGAUGAGACCCUCCCCCACUGCGGGGUGACACCUCUGGGGUGGGGGGACCCCCCUGAAUGGGGUGAGACCCCUUUGAAUGGGGUUUGAUCCCCCCCAGGAUGGGGUUUGACCCCUUUAGAUGGGGGAGACCCCCACCCAAAUGGGGUGAGACCCCCCAAGAAUGGGGUUUGAUCCCCCAAAGGAUGGAUGAGACCCCCCUGAAUGGGGUUUGAUCCCCCCCAGAUGGAAUUUGACACCCCCAGGGUGGGAUCUGGUCACCCCAAACUGGAUCCAACCCCCUCCUCUAUUUGGGGUCAAGUCCACCCCCAGUUUGGGGUCCAGCUCCCAUUUGGGGUCCAGCCCCACCCCCCAUUUGGGGUCCAGCCCCCUCCAUUUGGGGUCCAGCCCCUCCUCCAUUUGGGGUCGGGAGGGGUUUUGGGGCUGUCGGGCACUGCUGUGGCAAUUAAAGGGACAUUUUUCCAGGC